Molecule: messenger RNA, 1263 nt
Organism: Triticum turgidum subsp. durum (durum wheat)
Lineage: Eukaryota; Viridiplantae; Streptophyta; Magnoliopsida; Poales; Poaceae
Source: the annotation of a GenBank genome assembly
AUGGGUGUGGCGUCUUCUAUGAUUGAAGACGACAAGGUCCUUGUGUUAUGCCAGGAGAGGAAGCGUUUUGUUAGAGAGGCACUUGAUGGAAGAUGUGCGCUUGCAUGUGCUCACCAUGAUUAUAUUGUGUCACUUAGAGAUACGGGAUCUCUUCUGAGAAAUUGUUUUGAAGGAGAGAAGUCUCCUGCAGCUGCAAAUAAGGAGGGUCAUGUUGCAGAUUCAGAAGAUGGUUUCGACAAUCCGUCCACUGAAACUGUGGCACAGGCUCAAAUUUUUUUUUUUGCUGCAGCACAUGGAUCAAAGGCAUCAAAGUUUCUUGCGACAUUUCUUGUUUGCUGCAGGGAGGAAGUUUCUAUUCCCAAACCUCCUCCUCAAGCUGAGAUAAAGUACCUUACCUGGCAUAGAUCAGUGUCUUCACAGCUGUCGCCAUCUAAGAAUCCUCCUCGAACUAUUCUUGUCGUCCAUACAUCGACGCUAGAUAGGUUGUAUGCAUGGGAGACAAAGCUUUAUGACGAAGUUAAGUUACGCGGCCUGUUGCCGUUUGGUAACGCCAAGUGUGAUUCUGCUUUCAGGCCAAUAGCUCCAUCUGCAGGAAGUAUGAUGAGAAAUCUGGAUGAGCUAAUUGAGAGUCUCACCAUGAUAUGGGCAACCAUGCUCCAGUGCCAUCGGCAUCAACACGGGAUCAUCAAGUCACUAUCCAGCAGCUGCAAAUUACAAAUACCAUUCGACUCCGACUCUCAUUGCCAAACCGUAGCUCUCCUCUCCGCUGAGCUCGGAAAACUACGGUUAAACUUACAAAACUGGAUCUCAUCCCACAAGGCCUACCUGCGCAGCAUAAACCUGUGGCUGCACAAGUGUAUGAAACCUCUGAGGAAGAGGAAGAGCUCCAGGAAGCAAAACGCAGCCGCCGUCGACGUCUCGCUGGCGGAGUGCGCCGUCGCGCCCAUGUUCGCCGCCGGCGAGACCUGGAUGAAGCUGCUGGACGAUCUGCCGACCGAGGACCUGGAAGAGGCCAUCGAGUGUCUUGUUGCCGGUAUAAGCCGCCUUCUGCCACGCCGUUUGGAUCAACGCCUGGACGAGACGGUAAAAGAUGGUGAAGCGGAGCAAGAGGUUCCUAGAGACGAUGCCGCUGCCGAUUUAAGAUCGAUCCUCGUGGUGUUCGUCGAGAAGCUUGAGGCAUUUUCGGAAGUUUCAGUGCAGAAAUACCUCGAUCUGCAGAGAGGCGUCGGUGCGGCUAAAGACAGGCUUGUGAGAGAGGCUUGA